Molecule: messenger RNA, 498 nt
Organism: Staurois parvus
Lineage: Eukaryota; Metazoa; Chordata; Amphibia; Anura; Ranidae
Source: the annotation of a GenBank genome assembly
AUGUGCCACUUUCAGGUCUCCUCACACUGCUGCUGGGUUUCAUUUUGUCAUAGGGUGCUGGCAGAUUACGGGCCUCCCAUUGCUGCUGCCAGGCCCCUAAUCUGCCAUGGGCCCCCGUACCGCGCUCCUCAUGCUGCUGCCAGGCCCCUAAUCUGCCAUGGGCCCCCGUACCGCCUCGUCACGCUGCUGCUAGGUCCCACAGUGUGUCAUGGGUCCCUGUACCGCCUCCAUUGCUGCUGUCUCCAUCGCCACACUCUGCCAUGUGCCACUUUCAGCUCUCCUCACACUCCUGCUGGUUUCCAUUUUGUCAUAGGUUGCUGGGCAGAUUACAGGCCUCCCAUAGGUGCUGCCAGGCCCCAAAUCUGCCAUGGGCCCCCGUACCGCCUUGUCACGCUGCUGCUAGGUCCACAGUGUGUCAUGGGUCCCUGUACCGCCUCCUAUUGCUGCUGUCUCCAUCGCCACACUCUGCCAUGUGCCACUUUCAGCUCUCCUCACACU